Molecule: messenger RNA, 1002 nt
Organism: Naumovozyma dairenensis CBS 421
Lineage: Eukaryota; Fungi; Ascomycota; Saccharomycetes; Saccharomycetales; Saccharomycetaceae
Gene: MRS3
Product: Fe(2+) transporter
Exons: 1
Coding region: 1-1002 (333 amino acids)
Biological process (GO): iron import into the mitochondrion
Cellular component (GO): mitochondrial membrane
Molecular function (GO): ferrous iron transmembrane transporter activity
Source: RefSeq, a predicted model, not a curated record
AUGACAAAUUCGAUAAGUUCAAAACCUACUCCUUCUACGGUAGCGAAUGAUUCAAUAGAAGAUACAGAUUAUGAAGCAUUACCAUCACAUGCACCAUUAGCACACCAACUAAUGGCAGGUGCCUUUGCAGGAAUCAUGGAACAUUCUAUAAUGUUCCCCAUAGAUGCAUUAAAAACACGAAUACAAUCAACGAAUGGAUCCUCAACAAUACCGCCUGCCAAAAAUAUAAUAUCACAAAUCUCAAAGAUAUCCACCGCUGAAGGUUCGUUCGCUCUAUGGAAAGGUGUUCAAUCUGUCAUAUUAGGUGCUGGUCCUGCUCAUGCAGUAUACUUCGCUACAUAUGAAUUUUGGAAAUCAUACUUGAUUAAAGAUGAAGAUUUAGAAACUCAUCAACCUUUAAAGACAGCAUUCAGUGGUGCCAUGGCCACUGUCGCAUCAGAUGCAUUAAUGAACCCAUUCGAUACCAUAAAGCAACGAAUGCAAUUAUUGAAAAUGAAAGAAAAUUCAUCAGUUUGGUCCAUUUCAAAAUCAAUAUAUCAAAAUGAAGGUAUAUCUGCAUUCUAUUACUCAUAUCCAACAACUAUUGCAAUGAACAUUCCAUUCGCAGCUUUCAAUUUCAUGAUUUAUGAAUCUGCUAGUAAAUUUUUUAAUCCAACCCAUGUUUAUAACCCUUUAAUUCACUGUUUAUGUGGUGGGAUAAGUGGAACCAUAUGUGCCGCCAUAACGACACCAUUGGAUUGCAUUAAGACUGUAUUACAAGUACGUGGUAGUAAAUCCGUGUCAAUGGAAAUAUUCAAAAAUGCAAACACUUUCAAAAAGGCAGCAAAUGCAAUAUAUCAAGUACACGGGUGGAAAGGGUUUUGGAGAGGUUUGAAACCAAGAAUUAUUGCUAAUAUGCCCGCAACAGCUAUUUCUUGGACCGCAUAUGAAUGUGCUAAACAUUUCUUAUUCUCUACAAAAUUACUACAAGCAAACUAUGAUGAUGAAACUGUUGAUGAAUGA